AUGAGCAAGUUAAAGGCAACAACCAGUAAUGAUAGUCCAAUAUUGUCAACUACUCCAAUGUCAAAAUCGAGUCAUGUGAAGCUUCCUAAGAUCACGAUUCCAACUUUUUCGGGAAAGUACGAGGAGUGGACGGGAUUUCGGGAUUUGUUUAUUUCACUCAUCCACAAAAAUCAGGACAUCGAUGAUAUCCAGAAGCUUCACUACCUCAAGGCGCAUUUGACAGGCGAAGCGGAGCAGCUUCUUAGACACAUACCCAUUUCUAGUGAAAGUUAUGACCAGUGUUGGACCCAGCGACAUCACUCGCUGUUACAUCAAAAGGGAGACACUCAAGCCAAUCAAGGUAGGGAGCCAUCGGCUGAUCAAGCUGUGGCACAAGUUCAUACACAACAAGUCGCAAAUUCAACGGGAGAAGCUAUACCGGGAACCAGUGUUUCAAAUCACUUCGUUAAUGAAGGCUCACAGCAAGGGUUACUGGCUACCGCGGUAGUAAAAGCCAAAGCAUGGGAACGAGAAGAAUAUCAUCUAUUAAGGGCACUUAUAGAUCCGGGAUCAGAAGUCUCAUUUAUCACCUCAGCUGUAGUUCAGUUACUCGGGUUAAAACAAACUCCAGCUAAGGUUUCAGUGUCAGGAUUGAGAGGAGAGCUGAUUACAGAGCUGAAGUCUACGGUUCAAGUUACAAUCGCAUCACGCUCUAACACUAGCAGCACCAUUGAGGUCACAGCAUACGUGGUUGACAAAGUUACCUCGAACCAACCAUCGGCGAAAGUAUCUAUUACCUCAUGGCCGGAGUUACAAACUGUCGAGCUCGCAGACCCUGACUAUCACACUCCAAAUAAAAUAGAUAUGUUGUUGGGAGCAAAGGUCUAUGCUCGGAUCAUUCAACCAGGUUUAUUCAAAUCUCCCCAGGAGACUACGGUGGCACAAAAGACGUCUCUGGGAUGGAUUUUAAGUGGUGAAGCAAGUUUACAUACCAACAUCUCCUGCAAGCUGGUUAGCAUGCACAUUCAGGUGGAACAGUUGCUGAGGUCCUUUUGGGAACUUGAAUCAGAACCUAGUAACAAAGAACGGAUUUUAACACCUGAAGAACAAAAAUGUGAGGAGAUAUAUGAAGCAACUACUACACGGGAUGAGAACGGCCGAUACGUUGUUAGAUUACCGUUCAGGGAUGAGCAACCAGCUUGUGUAGAUGGUGGGUCCAGAGAAAUAGCGUUACGAAGAUUUUAUUCUCUGGAAAGGAAGCUUCAAACCGAUGAGCGCCUGCAAACAGAAUACACAAAAGUGUUCCAUGAAUACCGGGAUUUAAAUCACAUGGAACCUUUAUCAGAGCAAGAAUCUAAGGAAAAGGGACUGUACCUACCUUACCAUGCUGUUGUGCGUGACGAACGGGAAACUACUAAGGUUCGUAUAGUUUUUGACGCUUCUUGCAAGGGCACAAACGGGGUGUCCUUAAACAGUGACCUUAUGGUUGGUCCUACAUUGCAGUCAGAGUUGAGGCACAUAAUCAUGCGUUGGAGAAUGCAUCCAGUUGUCUUCAUUGCCGAUAUCGUCAAGAUGUACCGGCAAAUACGAGUCGAUGAAAGAGACACAAAGUAUCAACGCAUCCUGUGGAGAGAGAAUCAUACCCAAAAAGUAAAAGAAUACAAGUUAAACAGGGUUACUUUUGGGGUCUCAUCAGCUCCUUACCUUGCUGUUAAAAGUCUGAUUCAAGUCGCCUUGGAUGAAGGUGUAGACUUCCCUCUUGCGGUUACUCGGGUACGUGAGGAUUUCUACAUGGACGACCUGAUGUCAGGUUGUCAAACCGAGCAAGAGGCAAUAGAGAUCUACCACCAGAUGAAGACGCUAUUAAGCAAAGGAGGCUUUGAGCUUCAAAAAUGGUCAAGCAAUAGAAAGGCUAUGUUAGAAGAAAUUCGAGAAAGCACAGCAGAGAAAGAAGAGCAUAAGAAAAUAGAGAUGAAGCAAGAAGCGGCAUCGAGUGGGAUCAAGAGCUACCGUCGUCGCUGCUUGAAGAAUGGUUGUGCUAUAGGGAAGAAUUGUCACAGCUCACCAGAUUCAGACUUCCUCGCUGGACAAAUCACCAAUCUCAGGCCAGAUUAG
This is a messenger RNA of Cydia amplana, 2094 nucleotides long. RefSeq lists its product as uncharacterized. Bases 1 to 2094 code for a protein of 697 amino acids. The record is from RefSeq and is a predicted model, not a curated record. The transcript is spliced from 3 exons. NCBI's taxonomy places the organism in Eukaryota, Metazoa, Arthropoda, Insecta, Lepidoptera, Tortricidae.